AUGAUCCAAGCCAAAUUUAAUAGAAUUAAAAGGAUUAAUGUUCAAGAUUAUUUUCCUCAUCUAUAAUAAAUUCUUUGUAAAAGCAAAACCAAAAAUAAUUAAAUUAUUUUAAAGAUGUUUAAUUCAAAGUAUGGAAAUGUUUUGAGUUGGAUGAUGAUUUUAAGGAGAAUUCGCAAGUAAUUUAUAAUGGUGAAUUCAAAAAUGGAAAAAAAAAUUGGUUUUGGGAAACUGUGUAUUAGGAUAAAUAGAUGUAUAAUUAUAUUAAAAAUAAAAUGUAGUGGAGGUGGAUUAUAUUUUGAGUCUAAAGGAUAGAAAUGAUAAGCCUUUACUCAUGCUCUAUAGCAUUUAUAUAAAAUUAUCAGAUGUAAAAUACUCUUUAGGAUAAUAAACAACUAAUUCAAAAAAAAUAAUAAAUUAUAAUGAAAUAUUUUCUUUUGGUUGA
This is a messenger RNA of Paramecium pentaurelia, 442 nucleotides long. The record is from the annotation of a GenBank genome assembly. NCBI's taxonomy places the organism in Eukaryota, Ciliophora, Oligohymenophorea, Peniculida, Parameciidae.